Messenger RNA from Meloidogyne enterolobii, 409 nucleotides. NCBI's taxonomy places the organism in Eukaryota, Metazoa, Nematoda, Chromadorea, Rhabditida, Meloidogynidae. The record is from the annotation of a GenBank genome assembly.
AUGUCAACAAAAACAAAAUUAAAUUUAAAAAAUGAAAGAAUAACCAACAACAAAUCUUCUUCAUUAUUUAAACAAAUAUAUUGGGUAAUUCCCCCUUUCCUAGCCUUUUUAAUUUUUGCCCUUUUAUUGUUAGCUUUAUUAACAGCAAUUAUUGGAUUAAUUUUACCAACAUUUUUAAUUAAAAAAGAAAUUAUAGAAAAUAAUUUUGAAGAAAAUUUAAAUGAAAAUUGUUUAAAUAAUUCGUCUUUUUUGUGGUUAAUUAAUGCAACCUGGCUAAAUUCUCCUUCAUUUUUAUUUGGAACAAUACAUGUUCCUUAUAAUAAAAUAUGGGAAGAUAAUAAAAGUAAGGAGGGGAAGGAAGGGAUAAAGAUAAAAUAAAUAAAGAUAAAAUCCCUCUCCCUUUUUUAAU